CAUAUGGGACAUGACCGAACAAUCCCGAUUGAAACCAAAAUGGCUGCGCCCAUAUCACGUAUUAAAGUUUUAGAACUUUACAGUGGUAUUGGGGGUAUGCACUUUGCGCUUUGUGAAAGUGGUAAAGAGUUUAAAGUGGUAAUGGCUAUGGAUGUGAACACAAAUGCCAAUCUUGUAUAUAGACAUAAUUUCCCCAAUGUAGACAUUAAUGCUAGUGCAAUAGAGACUCUUACUAAACAAAAGUUUGAUAGCCUUGGCAUUGACAUGAUUUUGAUGAGCCCUCCCUGCCAACCGUUCACACGUGUAGGAAAACAGCAAGACACAAAAGACGUACGGACCAGAUCAUUUCUACAUAUUUUGGAGCUACUUAAAAAGUCAGACAAAUGCCCAUCGUACAUACUUGUGGAGAAUGUGAAAGGAUUUGAAAGCUCUGAAUCCAGGAUGAGGCUGAUACAGACCCUCACUCAGUGCAACUAUAAAUUUCAGGAAUUUUUGUUAACACCGUUGCAGUUUGGAAUACCUAAUUCAAGGUUAAGGUACUUCCUUAUAGCAAAGAAGAAGCCAUUACAGUUUUGUUUUGAGCCAACAGAAGAAAUAAAAGAUAAGCUACCUAAUUGUCCAAAUGAUUGGCUAACAUACAAGUUAAAGUCUGAAUCAUUGAGACUGUCAACAGAUUCUGAAAAUAAUUGCUGCCCAUGUAGAAGGAAAGCUGAAAACAGUACUGUGCAAACUGAGACUGGUUCUACAGGUCAAAAUUCUUGCAAGAGAGUAAAUGCAGACUGUGGUACAAAUUUUAUCAAUAAACGUCAUAAACAAGAAUUAGGUAGUAAUAUUUCAAGUGAAGAAGAAAAGAAAGAUAAUUUUCAGAGUGAUGAUUCUGACAAAUGUAUUACACCAAAAGGUGAAUCUGAAGGACAUGUAACAGAUAGGAAAACUUUGGACCAAGAAACAAAAGAGACAAAAACCUUUUCAACUGAUAAUUUAGACUGUCUGCAAAAUUAUGGAAAAAACUUGCGUCAGUUAAUGACAGACGACCAGGCUGAUUACGUGCCUUGUUUAGACCUGUAUAAUUUUCUAGAAGAUAGAUAUUUUACACAAAACUUGUUUGAGGAAUAUCAACUUUUAGAGAAAGAUUUGAAAAGAUUCAUGUCGAUGGAUAUAGUAAACCCGUGUUCACAGAAGACAUGCUGUUUUACAAAGAGGUAUGGACACUAUAUUGAUGGGGCAGGCUCCUUAAUUAUGAUGACUUCAGAUACACAGGAUAUACACAAAGCAUCAGCCUUAAAAGAGAGAACAAUCUUGGAGCAAAAUAAAGACCAGUGGAAGGAGACAGAAUACCAAGUGUUGAGAAAUCUCAAACUAAGAUAUUUCACACCAAGGGAAAUAGGGAAUAUAUUAUGUUUUCCAGCGUGGUUUGGUUUCCCAGAUCGAUUAACAAACAGACAGAAAUAUAUGUUGCUAGGCAACAGCCUGAAUGUCCACAUGGUGUCUCUACUUAUCAAACUUAUGACAUCACCAAGUGAUUUAUAAGAAGUUCAAUUUUUAGACUUGUAAAUUUUUUUUUGUUUUAGCUAAAUCAUUACAAAUGUCAGGGGGUAGCUAUAGGAAUAGAAUAUUCUUUAUUGGAACUUUCUUGUCAAAUGAACUUGAGUGAAUUUA
This is a messenger RNA of Ruditapes philippinarum (Manila clam), 1659 nucleotides long. RefSeq names its product tRNA (cytosine(38)-C(5))-methyltransferase-like. Lineage: Eukaryota; Metazoa; Mollusca; Bivalvia; Venerida; Veneridae. The record is from RefSeq and is a predicted model, not a curated record. The coding region runs from base 4 to 1530 and encodes 508 amino acids. Gene Ontology annotation, molecular function: methyltransferase activity. The transcript is spliced from 9 exons.